AGGUCGACGACAGACGGCGCCACCGACACUCCGGGCGAUUCCUUUGCCCGAAAUCGCUAGCUGCCAUUUGCAGUUAUGCGGGAGUGGUCGCAGUUGUUACCAGGCGUACGCCUCUGGGCUCUCUAAGCCACUUCCCAUCGCCGCAGUGACUCCUUUUCGUCACGACAGAUCGUUUUUCAGGACCGUCGAUGGAGACCGCCGUCGAGGUGCCGAGCCUUCACGUGGACGUGUCGUCGAAGCGCGCGGGCGUCUUCCAGCGCUCGACGUGCCGGUCGGCGAGCACGGACUCCCAAGCGAGACCCAAGACGCUGAAACCAGCCAACAACAGCUCGAGGGCGAGUCCCCUGGUUCGGAAGCCGCCGCCUCGCGAGGAGACCGCGAGCAACCAAAACCGGCCGCCGAUCGGCGGCAAGUUCGUCCACGGCGGUGGCGGCAACAAGCGUCGCCAGUCGUUCAGCGUGGCGGCCGACUAUAAACAGCCGUUUAACAAGCGGAGGCGUCGGGGUGACCUGUUCACGCCGCCGACGAAGUUCCUGCUCGGCGGCAACAUCAAUGACCCGUUGAACCUCGCGAGCUUCGCCGACGACGAGGUGAACAAGAAGGCGAACGAGGUGACGCCCAAGUCGUCACCGAUCCCUACGCCCAAGCAUCGGACGCAGGUGGAGGUGCUCAUCCCGCCCAACAUCAACGACCCACUCAACCUCAACUCGGGCGAGGACAUCGAGUUCAACCUCAUCUCCCCGCGGAGCAGGAAGCGCAACCGACGCCGCUCCAAGCGCAAGUCGAGGAGCGAGGACGACGGGCCCGAGCAGGCGGACGCGUCGGCACCCGCUGCGGAGGUCUCGACAGACGCGGACGCCUCCGCUCGGGUCGCCUCGUCUUCUUCGACGACAGCGUCGACGACGACGACGUCUCGGAAGGCGUCUUCCGUCUCUGCCGGCGCGCAGCCGUCUUUUUCGAAAGAAGGGGCCGACAAGAUCGUGUCCCCCGUGGUGCCCCAGGGGUCCCCGACCAAGUUCAAUCGUCGGAAGUCGUCGGCGGCCGGCGGCGGCGCGUCCCGAGACGUGCGUCGGUCCCAGCACCAGGGAGGACGUCGUGCCAAGCAGGUGUACUUCCGCGAAAAGGACGCUCACUUCCAGUACGGCAACUACAACCGGUACUACGGCUACCGGAAUAACGGCGGCCAGGAGGACCCGCGGCUGAAGGUGAUGCAGGCCUCGUGGCUGGACGGCAAGGACGUGCUGGACAUUGGCUGCAAUGUGGGCCACUUCACGCUCUCGCUGGCCCGGGGCUUCUCGCCCCGCAAGGUCAUCGGCCUAGACAUAGACGGCCGGCUCAUCAAGGCCGCCCGCCGCAACGUGCGCCACUACCUGACGGCGGCCCUGGCCGGAGAGAUGCGCUUCCCGGUGUCCAUGGCCAUCUGCCACGGCCCCAUCGCGGCUGCCGCACUGCCCGGCCGGGAGAGCGAGCCUGUGACAUUCCCCAACAAUGUCUUCUUCGUGCAGGGCAACUACAUCCUGGAGUCCGACGUGCUGCUGGAGGCCCAGCGGGAGGAGUUUGACACAAUCCUGUGCCUGAGCCUGACCAAGUGGGUGCACCUCAACUGGGGCGACGAGGGCGUGCGGCGCCUCUUCAAGCGCAUGUUCCGCCAGCUCCGGCCCGGGGGCCGCAUGCUGCUCGAAGCGCAGCCCUUCCACUCAUACGUCAAGAAGAAGAAGCUCACAGAAACGACUUACAAGCACUUUCACGACAUCCGCCUACGUCCGGAGCAGUUCAACGAGUACCUGCUGUCCCCCGAGGUCGGCUUUGCUUCCUGCGAGCUUAUCGACACCCCUUCUCAUGCCUCCAAAGGGUUCCAGAGGCCCAUCUAUUUAUUCACCAAAGCGGAAUCGGCGGAAGAGCAGUGCGACGCAGCGCAAAGCGAGUGUGGCUCGCCAACGAAGGCAGGGUGUGAGAAAGAGGGUGAGAGGGACUCUGGCAGCGAGAAACCGGAAAGGGAACCCCCGACAGAAAAGAGAAAGUAGUAGCGGCGGACGCGCUCGGUCUUUCAAUGGCAUCGAACUCUCCGGUACAUUCGCCCGCACGUCGUCGUCCAAAGGCGGGAAUAUCGUCUUUUUUUUUUUCUCGUCGUCUCUCCCGCACCAUUUAUUGUUCUGUGCUUUUUUUAAUUUUUUUCUGACCUCCCACUUUGCUACGCCCAUUGGAACUCUUUGUUGUGGUGCGCAAGUCAGCCUCGCCCAUUUGGUCAUUUCACGCACCAUUUCAUUCAUCACAGGCAAGCAAGAAAGAAGCGUACAAGUCGCUCCUUUUGUUCUGUUUUUGCAAACGAGAAAGAAAAGGAAAUGCAAAGCUUUUCCCGUUGGAACUCGAAGCACCUAGAGUCAUGGAAUGAGCUCUUGUGUCGAUUAAACUCGUACGUAAAGAGAA
Molecule: messenger RNA, 2427 nt
Organism: Ixodes scapularis (black-legged tick)
Lineage: Eukaryota; Metazoa; Arthropoda; Arachnida; Ixodida; Ixodidae
Product: 7SK snRNA methylphosphate capping enzyme
Exons: 6
Coding region: 189-2024 (611 amino acids)
Biological process (GO): snRNA modification
Molecular function (GO): RNA methyltransferase activity; O-methyltransferase activity; snRNA binding
Source: RefSeq, a predicted model, not a curated record